This is a messenger RNA of Monodelphis domestica (gray short-tailed opossum), 3293 nucleotides long. RefSeq names its product metallophosphoesterase domain containing 1 (gene MPPED1). NCBI's taxonomy places the organism in Eukaryota, Metazoa, Chordata, Mammalia, Didelphimorphia, Didelphidae. Gene Ontology annotation, molecular function: hydrolase activity. The record is from RefSeq and is a predicted model, not a curated record.
CUCCCCCUUCUCCCCCUUCUCCUCCCCUUUCUUCCCCCUCCUCCUGCUCCCUCCUCCUUCCCCUUUAUCUCCUGGCACCCCCUCCCUCCCGCCUCCCCCGUCAGUCAGUCAGUCCCCAAAGCGCCUGCCUUCAGCCCCUCUCGGCUCCAGACUUGUGCCUGUUCCCCUGCCCGCCCUGCCCUGCCUGCGCUCCGGGUGCCGGGGGCGUGCCAGUGGAUGGGGGUCUCAAGGUUCUGAGAAGAGGAGGCUCGGGGGACACUGCCGCCGCUGCCGCCGCCGCCCACGGGGGAUGGCCCGGGCCCUGCCUGUCCAUGUGGAGUGACCGCAGGCGGGAUGACGGCCUGAAGGCGGCCGAAGCCCUCUCCCCGCGCUGGCCCAGCAUGGCGUUCUCCCAGUCUCACAUCAUGGCGGCUCGGAGGCACCAGCACAGCCGCCUCAUCAUCGAGGUGGACGAGUACAGCUCGAACCCCACGCAGGCCUUCACCUUCUACAACAUUAACCAGGGCCGCUUCCAGCCCCCGCACGUGCAGAUGGUGGAUCCGGUACCCCACGACGCCCCCAAGCCUCCGGGAUACACCCGCUUUGUUUGUGUGUCGGACACCCACUCCAGGACGGACCCCAUCCAGAUGCCCUACGGAGACGUUCUCAUCCACGCCGGGGACUUCACGGAGCUGGGGCUCCCCAGUGAAGUCAAGAAGUUCAACGAGUGGCUCGGAAGCCUGCCUUACGAGUACAAGAUCGUCAUCGCUGGGAACCACGAGUUGACCUUCGACCAGGAGUUCAUGGCCGACCUGAUCAAGCAGGACUUUUACUAUUUCCCUUCGGUGUCCAAGCUGAAGCCCGAGAAUUAUGAGAACGUGCAGUCCCUGUUGACCAACUGCAUCUACCUCCAGGACUCGGAGGUGACCGUGCGGGGAUUCCGGAUAUACGGCUCCCCAUGGCAACCCUGGUUCUACGGCUGGGGCUUCAACCUCCCCCGAGGCCAAGCACUGCUAGAGAAAUGGAAUCUGAUCCCAGAAGGAAUAGAUAUUCUAAUAACACACGGACCACCCCUGGGUUUUCUAGACUGGGUCCCCAAGAAGAUGCAGCGGGUGGGCUGUGUGGAGCUGCUGAACACGGUGCAGAGGCGAAUCCAGCCCCGACUCCACGUCUUUGGACACAUCCACGAAGGCUACGGAGUCAUGGCGGACGGGACCACCACGUACGUGAACGCGUCUGUGUGCACUGUGAACUACCAGCCCGUGAACCCCCCCAUAGUCAUUGAUUUACCGACGCCCCGAAACUCCUGAUCCCUCCCGGCCGGGCCGCCUCCCCCUGGCCCGGGCCGCCUCCACCCCGUGUAUGUCCUAUUUAAUGUGUUAAAGGCCAUCCCCCGCCUCAUGACGCCACCCGCUGUUGCCGUGUCUCAUUCUUGAACGACGCUCGGACCCCGCCGGCCCCCUUCUGGGUUCUGCUCGGGGCCAGGCAGGGGAGAUUUGGUUAGGACAGACCUUCGGGCAUGGCCGGCCACAGGGCCAGACGGGGCAGCCAGGACAGGCAGGAGACCGAAGGCUUCCUCGAAGCCCAUCGGUGUAGUGGGUGGAGCGCAGGAAUUGUAGUCAGACCGUCUGGGGUUCAAAUCCUGCUUCAGACACUCACGGUGUGACCCUGGGCGAGUCACUGUGGGAGGACUCGGGAGCCUCCAGCCCCUCCCCGCUUCCUCCCAUUCCCCUUCCUGGCCCAGGGCAGGCCCGGGUUCUGGCCUCGGAGAAGCUUUCUGGCCCAGGCCGGCGAUGAGGGCUUUUCCCGCAAAGCUGUAACCUGUGUCUGUUGUGAAAAUAGCAAAGCGCUCCGGGGCCAUCUUGGAAGCGCUCAAACCCUCGAGGGGCCUUUCCCGGCCACGGCCACUCCGUGCUUGGCCCCGCCCCAGGCCCCGCCCCGGAGGACCCCACUCCCUCCGCCCCGCCCCGCCCCGCCCGAGUGUCGGGUGGAAACAGUUUGAUUUGGAGAAAUUUGCCAUGUGGGUGUCCAUACUGUGUGUCUGCUUGCGGAAACAGACAGCUUGGGAGCCCAGGCUGGAAGUGCUCGCGGGCGAUCGGAGAGGCUUCAAACCCAGCACACAAACACACGCCCCACCGCGUGCCUUCCCAGAAGCCUCCGCGAAAUGGUCUCCGGCCUCCUGACGCUGCCGCUCCCCGUCCUCUCUGCCGAGCAGAUGGACAAGAGCAUCCUUUAGCUCAGAACCUCGCCGAAUCCCAGCUGUCCGGAGAGCAGCGCCACGAGGGCCCGUGUUCCCAUCAACAACUCGCCCCGUCGGGCCUCGGUUUCCCGGUCUGUCUGCUAAACGAGGGGGCUAGACAAGAGGCCGAGAGCCUUUCCCACUUCGUAUUCAAUGUUCUAGCAACCUUCUCUCCCCACCUGCCACCUCCUCGGUCUUCUCCUGCUGCCCGACGUCCUGUGUUCUCGUCGCACAGCCGCCCCUCUUCUAUCUUCCACCUUCUGUGGUCCGAGAUCCCUCUGAGCCCUGCAAGGGUCCCAGGGCCCCUCCCAGGUCUCGCAGUCCCUGUUCCAAGGCCCCUCCUAGCUCGGACGUUCCUCUGCUCUGCUCUAAGGUCCCUCCCAGCGAGGCUCUCCGGGUUCACAGACCGCCCCCUCCCCAGGGCUCACGUUCUAUGACGCGUCCCUUGUCUGGUGUGAGCUUUGAGUUGAUGCUGUGCCCGAAUUCAGACCUGGAAUCUCCCAGGAACCCUCUCCACUGGUCCGAGAAGCCCGGCUCCCCCAAGACGACAAGGGUUUCCUUUCUUGGGCUGGGCUGGACUCAUUCUGCUGGACUGGACCCAGUGGGUUUCAGGGCUCCUUCGAGGCUUCCUUAACCAGGAAGGGGUCCCUGAGGGGGGCCUCAUCUUGGCUCAGGACAAGGUCAUGGGCAGCAGGUGCCCCCAUUCCUGGAAGUCGGCUGGAAGGCAAAGAAGCCAGAAAUGUUUACGUUGACCUUCUCAGUGCUUCAGAUACUAAAAAUACUAGGAGAGGGGGGUGGCGGCAAGAGGCCAUUUCGUUGGCCUCUCCUACAUUUGUAUGUCAGUCAUCAAAUACUCUCUUUACAAAACCAUUUUUCCUAAGGUAUGUUCAAAAUAUUGUGUAUUUUUAUGUGGAAGACGUUAUGAACACAGCUGCUCCUUUAAAAGAAAAUUCAUUAAAAGGACUUGAGGUAUGAACGAUUAGAGAGCGCUCUUUAAUCAUUCUGGCAGAACUGGAUUGUUCCUGUAAUUUUUUUGUCAAGCAUGUUAGACAAAUAAAAUCUUUCAAAGAGCAAA